AUGAUGAUCCUGCAUGUAUUUCGUGUGUAUCUCACCGGCGAAUUUAAAAAACCUCACGAAUUGACUUGGGUUACAGGUGUGGUUCUGGCUGUAUUAACUGCAUCUUUUGGCAUAACUGGUUAUUCCUUACCUCGGGACCAAAUUGGUUAUUGGGCAGUGAAAAUAGUAACAGGUGUCCCUGAUGCUAUUCCUGUAGUAGGAUCACCUUUGGUCGAAUUAUUGCGUGGAAGGGCUAGUGUGGGACAAUCUACUUUGACUUGUUUUUAUAGUUUACACACUUUUGUAUUGCCACUUCUUACUGCCGUAUUUAUGUUAAUGCGCUUUCCAAUGAUACGCUUAGCUGUUUUAGAACCAUCAAUUUUUGGUGAACCGGCAGAUCCAUUUGCAACCCCUUUGGAAAUCUUACCUGAAUGGUAUUUCUUUCCUGUAUUUCAAAUACUUCGUACAGUGCCCAAUAAAUUGCUGGCGAUUCUUUUAAUGGUUACAGUACCUGUGGGAUUAUUAACAGUACCUUUUUUAGAGAAUGUUAAUAAAUUCCAAAAUCCAUUUCGCCGUCCAGUAGCGAUGACUGUCUUUUUGAUUGAUUUUACACGUGUGAUACAUGUUCCUUCUAUUUCUCCAAGUAAAGCUCUUCGCGUCGCAAUGCCUAUUGUGUUGGCUUGGCCUUUCAUAAGUGGAGACAGAAUAAAGCGUCCAUAA
Capsicum annuum is the source of this 699-nucleotide messenger RNA. RefSeq names its product cytochrome b6-f complex subunit 4. The record is from RefSeq and is a predicted model, not a curated record. The coding region runs from base 1 to 699 and encodes 232 amino acids. Gene Ontology annotation, biological process: respiratory electron transport chain; photosynthetic electron transport chain. The transcript has 3 exons. Gene Ontology annotation, cellular component: thylakoid membrane. NCBI's taxonomy places the organism in Eukaryota, Viridiplantae, Streptophyta, Magnoliopsida, Solanales, Solanaceae.